Polychytrium aggregatum is the source of this 1057-nucleotide messenger RNA. Its product is annotated as Golgi phosphoprotein 3. The record is from RefSeq and is a predicted model, not a curated record. Bases 347 to 1057 code for a protein of 236 amino acids. Gene Ontology annotation, cellular component: cytosol; trans-Golgi network; Golgi cisterna. Lineage: Eukaryota; Fungi; Chytridiomycota; Chytridiomycetes; Polychytriales. The transcript is spliced from 3 exons. Gene Ontology annotation, biological process: Golgi to plasma membrane protein transport; Golgi vesicle budding; retrograde vesicle-mediated transport, Golgi to endoplasmic reticulum. Gene Ontology annotation, molecular function: phosphatidylinositol-4-phosphate binding.
GUGUCACGGCCUGUGGCCCGCCCAAACCGGCGCUUGCGCCCCCGCACUCCCUGAUUCCGUCCUCAUCCGGCCUCCCUUCCAUCCAUCCAUCCAUCCCGCCCCCGCCCCAAGAACCCCUCAACGGGCCAUUCUGCGUCAUGUCCACCGGCCUGGUCCAGCGUCGAAGAGGAGAGGAGGAGGAGGAGAUUCUGGAGAUAACCAGGAUUUUGACAUCCCCUCCGCCUCCGUCCGGAAGCAGAGCUUCGAAACCCCCCCUGCAGCAGGCGCUGACAGGUCCACAACUGCUGCAAGCUAUGACGAGGACAAUGGCAAAGGCGCCAAGCUCGACAAGAACAAGCUGACGCUUAUGGAGGAGGUUCUGCUUCUGGGACUGAAGGACUCUCAAGGAUAUCUGUCGUUCUGGAAUGACAACAUAUCAUAUGUCUUGCGAGGCGCCAUCCUGAUGGAGCUCUCCUUCCGAGGUCGCAUUGGCACUAUAAAGGAUAUUCGCAAGCGCCCCUUUGUCGAACGCCUCGUCGAGGUCGUGGAUGAUCGAAGCACUGGCGAGGUCUUGUUGGACGAGGCUGUGAGGAUUAUGAAGCAAGACAAGCAAAGCGUUGGCAACUGGAUCGACUUGAUGAGUGGCGAAACGUGGAAUCUCAUGAAGAUCGGAUUUCAGCUCAAGCAGGUUCGCGAACGUAUUGCCAAGGGUUUGGUCGACAAAGGUGUCUUGCGAACCGAGAAACGAAACUUUGUUCUCUUCGAUAUGGCCACACAUCCCGUUGCCGACCACAGCGCCAAGGAAAUCCUGAUCAAGAGAAUCGUCGAUGCUUUGCUUGGCCGUGGCCCCAUCCCGGACAGAAGGACAAUCGCCUUGGUUUGCGCCGCCUAUGCUGCCAAUGUUCUCGAGAACGCCCUGGUUGGAUUGAGCCAUUCGCAGCGAGAGGUUGCGUACGAAAAGGUCGACGAGAUCAUCCUGGAGCACGCCUCGCUGACGGACAAAGCCAAGAGCAUGGGGACAACAGAGAUCAUGGCUGGAGUGCUAUCAGUGUACCAAAAGAUGGACUCGAUCUUGUAG